Molecule: messenger RNA, 6011 nt
Organism: Helianthus annuus (common sunflower)
Lineage: Eukaryota; Viridiplantae; Streptophyta; Magnoliopsida; Asterales; Asteraceae
Exons: 4
Coding region: 1941-3434 (497 amino acids)
Molecular function (GO): zinc ion binding; nucleic acid binding
Source: RefSeq, a predicted model, not a curated record
UUUUGGCUAAAUAAAAGCCGACAUAACUUUAUUUACAUUGUAUUUGACAUGAUCUUCCUUUACCACUACUUCAAUCCUCUCGUCAAUUAUUGACCCAUCAUCUUCUUCACUAGAAUCCUCCUCUUCUCCGAUCUGUUCUUAAGGGGCGAACCUUGGAGGAGCAACAAAAUUUGUUGCCAUGUAAUCUAAAGGUCAGCGUUUCAAGCCAUAGAAACAUAUGCAGGAAUAUCAUAUUCAAGUGCGAACACUAAUUCAUCCAGUAAUAUGCUGAUUGAUUCUUCAAAUCCUCUAGAUCUGCAUCCUUCUAAUCACCCUAGGAUAAUUUUCGUAGCCAAAUCUUUUGAUGGACUUGGAGCAUGGAAGAGUGUGAUUAUCAUCACAUUAUCAGCAAAGAAAAAUUAGGGUUUAUAGAUGGAACCCUUUCCAGACCUAUAAAUUCUUUUAUUGUGUUGUGGCAACGAUACAAUGAUAUGGUCGUCUCCUAGAUUCUCAAGACUCUAUCCAGAGAAAUCAGUGAAAGCGUUUUAUACAUUGAAACUGCACAAAGACUUUGGACCGAACUCAAUGGUAGAUAUAGUCAAGCUAAUGGCGCAAAAUUGUAUCAGUUGUAGAAGAAUUUGUCUCAAAUCUCUCAAGGUAUGAUGAUAUUGCUACUUAUUUACUAAAAUAAAGUAUAGUUUGGAUGAGUUAAAUGCUUGGAUAUUACUUAAUGUUCUUGUGGUGUAUCUCAUCGUCUUGCUAAAUGAGAAGAAGAUCAAAGAUUAGUCAACUUUCUUAUGGGACUUAACCCUAGUCAUGAUAAUGUGCGAGGAAGUAUACUGAUGAUAAAACCACUUCCGUUAAUUAAAGAAGCGUUUACACUUCUCAUCCAAUAUGAGAAAUAAAGGAAAAUUCAUUCAAAUAAUUCAUGUUGGCUUAUAUGGAUCCCUCCUUGAGAACAGAUGAUAGAAAGAAAAAUAAUUCUACAAACAUUUGAUCCUUCAAAUAACAGUGCUUGAAUAUUUUCUUCCUUCAAUGGCAAGUCCUCAAACAACUAAUGCUUCUAAGGUCUGCUACGAAGCUAAAGUCUGAUGGUUCAUAAAGUCUGCAAGAGUUAAACCGCUGAUAAAGACCAAAGGUCUGCUGGAAGCAAAGGUCUGAUCACCCUUUGAAGAAGGUCUGCUAAAGCUUCAUCAGAGGAUAGAGCUCAUCAGAGGAUUGGAUCAUCAGAGUUUGUAAUCAGUGUUUUGUAAUGCAACAGUGUUUAGCUAUAGCAAAGGUUAGGAAUUGUUAUAGUUGUUAGAUGUCAUUGUCUAGGUGACGUCAGCAAAGAUUCCACAGUGGUUAGGUUUGUACAAUAAAUAGAACAGUGCAUGUACUGUUAUAUUGGAUCACUUCACACACUUGCAUUUUGUACGAACAAACACAAUGAUCUAAGGCUGAGGGGGAGUUUGUAUUCAUGUAUACGUAAAUCAAUCAUUCAAUUGAAAGUAUUCAUGAUUAAAGCAAAUCUCUCAUUGUUUGUGUUAUAAAGUUUACAUUCAUUCCACUGCAAAUUAUUUCAUUUUUUUUAUCAUCUUCCAUUUGUUCAUCUUAAACAAACACAAACAAUUCAAACUAAGAUCCUAACAAUUAGUAUCCGAGUAUAGGUCAAUAAAGUUCGAUUUAACAAUCAAUUUGAUAUAAAAGAUCGGCUCAGUUCAUUGAUAUCGUUUGUUCGUAUUAGUUGAAAAACAGAGUUAGAAUUUUAAUCACGUUCAAAGUAGUUUAAACAAAAAAACUUUGUAAAACAACCAAAAUAUCUCAAAACACACAAGAUCCUCAUAACACUGGCACCCUGUAUAAGCCACCUAUGCUUGUCAAAUCUGAGUACAAUAUCUGGCAACGUAGGAUAGGUCAUAUUCUUGCACAGCAAAAAAACCGGUUGCUGGAAAUCGGUUAUCUUUGGACCACAUGUUCCGAUGGUGCCGAGUGCAGAAGACCUCAAGGUCCAAGUACCUAAGAAGCCUGAGAACUACUUUGAGCAGGAUUUUCAGAAAAUUGAGUUAGAUGUUAAAGCAUUCAGUAUAGUUGCUACAGCACUACCCAAUGAUAUUUAUGCUAGCCUAUUACAUUGUAACAGUGCAAAAGAGUUAUGGGAUGCACUAAAAGAGCAAUUCAGUGGCAUAGAAGAGUUCAUUGAGAAAAACAGAGAAGUGUUGAACCAACAAUAUGAAAUGUUUUGUCAUAUAAAAGGAGAGUCGUUAACCCAACAGUUUGAAAGGUUUAAUUGUCUGAUUAGUGAGUUAAAACUGGUUAAUGUGGAAUAUGCUAACUUAACUUUAAAUAGUAGGUUUCUUAGAUCAUUGCCAGAAAAAUGGGACACUAUAGCCUUUGUUAUUAGAAACUCUAUGGGUUUUAAGGAGAUGAGUUUGACUCAACUUCAUUGUAGGCUCCUCACUUAUGAGAGAGAGCUUAACCAGAAAAAGAAGUUACAAGAGUCUGAAAAAGUGGCUGAUGACCACUCUUUUGGUAGUACAACACUUUUUGGUCAGGAAGAAUCAUCUGGUAGCACUAAGGAUCAGAGUUAUGAUCAUUUCAUUGACAUAACAUCUGGUGGAGCAUUCAACUCUAAUCCUUACUCACCCAAGUAUGCUUUUACAGCUAAUGGGGAAAAUCAGAUCUCUGAUAACUUGUCCUUUGAAUUAAAUGACCUUCAACAUUUUGACCCCAUAAAUUUGAAAGAGAUGGACAUUUUACAUCAACUUGCCUUGUUAAGUGUGAGAACAAGCAAGUUUUACAAAAGAACUGGUAGGAAGUUUCCAGGGUUGCAUGGGAAUUUAAAAGUUGGGUUAGAUAAAUCAAAGAUUAAGUGUUAUAAGUGUAACAGGCUUGGUCACUUUGCUAGGGAAUGUAGGAGUCAAAACAGUGGUCCUAUAAUCACUCACCCCAGUCAAAGACCUCAAAACACCCAAAACACUGUUCAUUAUUCCCAAUAUACCCCUGCUCCUCAAAUGCAAAACACUGCUCAUUUUGCACACCCUGUAAACACUGUUCAUGUCCAGUAUGUCCAAACCACUGUUCCUCAAAUUCAAUAUGUUCAAGUCCCAGCACUCCAUGUCCAAGUGCAAGAUGCACAAACAUCGGCUCCAGCAGAGGCCAGUCAACAGAGCUUCUUUACACAAGGCUUUGUUGAUUGGAGCAGCUUAUCUGAGGAUUUAAUUGAUGAAAAUUUUGCUCUAGUUGCUAAUUAUGAUGUUUUACCUGAUGAAUUUUAUUUUAUGGCACUAGAAACAAUACCAAAAGGGCUUGAAUCUGAGGAAGUGGAGUCCAAAUCUGAAAUGGUAGAAGAAAAAGCUAAAACAGAUGUUACAGCAGAAAAUGUUGGUGAACAGAUGUUAGAAGAAAAGGUUGUUGAACCUCUGUUGGAACCUCUAACUGAUCCACGUAUUGACUUUGCUCAUAUCAAAUGGUGAUGUUGAAAGGAUAAAAAUGAAGGAUGCAUAUGGUCUGAAUGUAUGUGACCUUCAAGAUAUUUUGAACCUUCAACUUGAAAGGGAUAAUGAAGAAGACAUGAUUUCCUUGGACUUUGAAUUAUAGUUCAAAGACAAAUCGGGGAAAUGAUGAUGAGAAAUAAAGAUCAAGAAUAAAGAAAGGUUUUGGCAUCAUCUGUUCUAGGGGGAGAUUGUUAGCUCAUGUGGAUCCCACCUUGAGAACAGAUGAUAGAAAGCCAAAAUAAAUCUUCAAACAUUUGAUCCUUCAAAUAACAGUGCUUGAAUAUUUUCUUCCUUCAAUGGCAAGUCAUCAAACAACUACUGCUUCUAAGGUUUGCUACAAAGCUAAAGUCUGAUGGUUCAUAAAGUCUGCUAGAGCUAAACCACCGAUGAAGACCAAAGGUCUGCUGGAAGCAAAUGUCUGAUCACUCUUUGAAGAAGGUCUGCUAAAGCUUCAUCAGAGGAUAGAGCUCAUCAGAGGAUUGGAUCAUCAGAGUUUGUAACCAGUGUUUGUUUUAUAAUGUAACAGUGUUUAGCUAUAGUAGAGGUUAGGAGUUAUUAUAAUUGCUAGAUGUCAUUGUCUAGGUGACGUCAGCAAAGAUUCCACAGGGGUUAGGUUUGUACUAUAAAUAGAACAGUGCAUGUACUGUUCUAUUGGAUCACUUCACACACUUGCAUUUUGUACGAACAAACACAGUGAUCUAAGGCUGAAGAGGAGUUUGUAUUCAUGCAUACGUAAAUCAAUCAUUCAAUUGAAAGUAUUCAUGAUGAAAGCAAAUCUCUCAUUGUUUGUGUUAUAAAGUUUACAUUCAUUCCGUUACAAAUUAUUUCAUCUUUUUAUCAUCUUCCAUUUGUUCAUCUUAAACAAACACAAACACAAACAAUUCAAACUCAGAUCCUAACAAUUUAUUUGUUUCUGAAUCUGCUGCCAUGAAUGUUCCGAAUUAGGCUUUUAAUGGAAGAUUUAAUAACAAAAAACUCUUGUAUGUUCACACUGUAAGAAGAAUGGGCACAUUGCAAGCAAGUGUUAUCAUCUUGUUAGGUUUCCUAAGGACUUUAAAUUUACAAAAACUAAAAGAUUUGCCGGAAAUGUGUUGUUUGAUGAGAAAGACAAUAACGACUAGUUCAUUGAGUCACCGGUUUCACAGUCACCUGCUGGGGUAUAUCUUUUAAGAGCAACAAUGCCCUCAAUAACAACACUUUCCAAUAAUUUAAUUUUGUUUACUAAAUGUUCUUAUAAUAUUGUUGUUAGUAUUAAGAUUUGGCAUCAUUGACUUGGAUGUUUACCAUUUUACAAAUUCAAGCAGUUAAAUCUUUGUUCUCAUACACAUAUGGAUCCAAUUACACCCUGUGAUAUUUGUCCCAAAGCAAGCCAACAUCACCUUCCUUUUUCCCAUAGUCACAGAUUCGCAUCUCCUUCUCACAUGUUUAAACUCAUUCACAUUGACGUAUGGAGACCAUAUUUGUGACAUUCGACAAAUUCCUAGGUUAAUCCGUACACCCUAAUAGUACAUAUGUUAAAUCUGUGUUUACAAGGCUUGUGAUUAAAUGACAAAUAAGUGCAAACAAUUUUGUAUUGUAUAACUAAAGAUAAACAAUCACAAGCGAGAAAUCAUCAUCAACGUCUGUUUUUCAAUAAUAAUCAAAUAAUCACAAAAAAGUUUUAUAGAAGACUGACUCUACAAACUCCCCGUUAGACAAAAAACAAUUCUGUUCGUAUAAAAGAAAAGGUGAUGUGUGUGAUCAAAUAGAUCUCUAACAGGUGAGAUCUAUUUAUACUAAGUACGAAAGCUAUGUUUGUGAUUGGCUGACAUUACCCUGAUAGUGACAUCUAAUAGCCCUAAUAGAAAAGAUUCCACAGAUGUUGCAAACAUAUGUAAAAAUCAAACAACUUUUAAAACUAUGCUAAACUCUGUUUAGAAACUAAUAUUGUUACAUUGGGAAACAACUAUUAAGCUACGCUCUGUUGCUUUGUUCCAAGCAUCUGUUUGGCCAGACAGAUGUUUGGUCUUCAUCAGCAGACCUUUGCUUCAACAGACUUUACGACUUGAACAUACCGUGUUUCUUCAUAAAUAGCGGUUCCAAGGCCUCAAACAGAUGUUAGCUGGUCUUCAACAGAUGCUCUGAUUUAGGUGUUCAAGAUUCUCUAUCUUUGGGAGGAAUCUGGUUCAGUCUUCUAUUUGUUUCUUGAUCACUUGAUCAUGUUAUGGCUUUUGGAUAUCAUCCGUUUUUUGUAAGUCCAACAAUAUUUAUAUUAAUUCUGUGCAUUCAAAUUUAGUUAUUAUUAUUCGAGUCCAUAAAGUCUAGCAAAGUUUGGGUAGAUGCAUGGGUUUGAAUUUGGUAACCGUUAGAUAUCGUCUUAUCGUGUAAGGGUAAAAUUGUAUGAAACUAACGUUGGUGAUUAUCCGGUAAAUUUUUAUUAACAGGAAUUAUUCCAAUAUACCUGGAACAUUAAACCAAUUGCAUUAGUAUGUGCUUUCGUGUGGAAAAUUGAUAAAACCAUAAUACAUAUAGAAUAAUAUCGUAUUUUCCGAUUUUCUCGCGUAUUUGUUAAUUUUG